Molecule: messenger RNA, 507 nt
Organism: Nestor notabilis (Kea)
Lineage: Eukaryota; Metazoa; Chordata; Aves; Psittaciformes; Psittacidae
Gene: RCAN2
Product: regulator of calcineurin 2
Exons: 3
Biological process (GO): calcium-mediated signaling
Cellular component (GO): cytoplasm; nucleus
Molecular function (GO): calcium-dependent protein serine/threonine phosphatase regulator activity; nucleic acid binding
Source: RefSeq, a predicted model, not a curated record
GAGAAAUUUGAAGGCUUGUUCCGUGCCUACGAUGACUGCGUGACAUUCCAGCUGUUCAAAAGCUUCAGGCGUGUGCGGAUAAACUUUAGCAGUCCCAAAUCAGCUGCUCGUGCCAGAAUAGAGCUGCAUGAAACACAGUUCAGAGGGAAGAAGUUAAAGUUGUAUUUUGCACAGAUUCAGACCUCUGAGACAGAUGGAGACAAGCUUCAUUUGGCACCACCACAGCCUGCAAAACAGUUUCUCAUCUCGCCUCCAGCCUCCCCACCUGUAGGGUGGCAACCAAUAGAUGAUGCAACACCUGUCAUCAACUACGACCUCCUUUAUGCAGUUUCUAAGCUAGGACCAGGAGAGAAGUAUGAGCUGCAUGCAGGAACGGAGUCCACUCCCAGUGUGGUAGUGCAUGUCUGCGACAGCGACAUGGAAGAAGACGAGGACCCAAAGAAUUCUCCAAAGCCAAAAAUCAUUCAAACUCGACGCCCUGGUCUGCCACCUCCUGUAUCUAACUGA